Molecule: messenger RNA, 7447 nt
Organism: Peromyscus californicus insignis
Lineage: Eukaryota; Metazoa; Chordata; Mammalia; Rodentia; Cricetidae
Gene: Ago1
Product: argonaute RISC component 1
Exons: 19
Coding region: 181-2763 (860 amino acids)
Molecular function (GO): protein binding; RNA binding
Source: RefSeq, a predicted model, not a curated record
UGCUGCAGGCUCCGCGGCGGCGGCAACGGAGGCUGCGGGGGCGACGGCGAGAGCGGCCGGGCUUCGGGGGGGAGCCGAGCCCGGCCCGGGAGCCCGAGCAGUGCAAGUGCGAGGCACCUAGGCCCCUCACGCUGGACUCCUCAGUCUCCCGGCCGCCUGUCCUCCACACGGGUAUAUGGGAUGGAAGCGGGACCCUCGGGAGCAGCUGCAGGUGCCUACCUGCCUCCCCUGCAGCAGGUGUUCCAGGCACCUCGCCGGCCUGGCAUUGGCACUGUGGGCAAACCAAUCAAGCUUCUGGCCAAUUACUUUGAGGUGGACAUUCCUAAGAUUGACGUUUACCAUUAUGAGGUGGACAUCAAGCCGGAUAAGUGUCCUCGCAGAGUCAACCGGGAGGUGGUGGAAUACAUGGUCCAGCAUUUCAAGCCUCAGAUCUUUGGGGACCGCAAGCCUGUGUAUGAUGGAAAGAAGAACAUUUACACCGUCACAGCUCUGCCCAUUGGCAAUGAGAGGGUUGACUUUGAGGUGACAAUCCCUGGGGAAGGGAAAGAUAGAAUUUUUAAGGUCUCCAUCAAGUGGCUAGCCAUUGUGAGCUGGCGUAUGCUGCAUGAAGCCCUGGUCAGUGGCCAGAUCCCUGUGCCCUUGGAGUCUGUGCAAGCCCUGGAUGUGGCCAUGAGGCACCUGGCGUCUAUGAGGUACACCCCUGUGGGCCGCUCCUUCUUCUCACCGCCUGAGGGCUACUACCACCCGCUGGGGGGUGGGCGCGAGGUCUGGUUCGGCUUUCACCAGUCUGUGCGCCCUGCCAUGUGGAAGAUGAUGCUCAACAUUGAUGUCUCUGCCACUGCCUUCUACAAAGCACAGCCAGUGAUUGAGUUCAUGUGUGAGGUCCUAGACAUCAGGAACAUAGAUGAACAACCCAAGCCCCUCACGGAUUCUCAGCGUGUUCGCUUCACCAAGGAGAUAAAAGGCCUGAAGGUGGAAGUGACCCACUGUGGACAGAUGAAGAGGAAAUACCGCGUGUGUAAUGUUACCCGCCGCCCUGCUAGUCAUCAGACGUUUCCCUUGCAGCUGGAGAGUGGACAGACUGUGGAGUGCACCGUGGCACAGUAUUUCAAGCAGAAAUAUAACCUUCAGCUGAAGUAUCCCCACCUGCCCUGCCUACAAGUCGGGCAAGAACAGAAGCAUACCUAUUUGCCCCUGGAGGUCUGUAACAUUGUGGCCGGGCAGCGGUGCAUUAAGAAGUUGACUGACAACCAGACCUCAACCAUGAUAAAGGCCACAGCUAGGUCGGCCCCAGACAGACAGGAGGAGAUCAGUCGCCUGAUGAAGAAUGCCAGCUACAACUUAGAUCCCUACAUCCAGGAAUUUGGAAUCAAAGUGAAGGAUGACAUGACGGAGGUGACGGGCCGAGUGCUGCCGGCGCCCAUCUUGCAAUAUGGCGGCCGGGUGAGCAGGAACCGGGCCAUUGCUACACCCAACCAAGGUGUCUGGGACAUGCGUGGGAAACAGUUCUACAAUGGGAUUGAGAUCAAAGUCUGGGCCAUCGCCUGCUUCGCACCCCAAAAACAAUGUCGAGAAGAGGUGCUCAAGAACUUCACAGACCAGCUGCGGAAGAUUUCCAAGGAUGCGGGGAUGCCCAUCCAGGGUCAGCCUUGUUUCUGCAAGUACGCACAAGGUGCGGACAGCGUGGAGCCCAUGUUCCGACAUCUCAAGAACACCUACUCGGGACUGCAGCUCAUCAUCGUCAUCCUGCCGGGGAAGACGCCAGUGUAUGCUGAAGUGAAACGUGUUGGAGAUACACUCUUGGGAAUGGCAACACAGUGUGUGCAGGUGAAGAAUGUGGUUAAGACCUCACCUCAGACUCUGUCUAACCUCUGCCUCAAGAUCAAUGUCAAACUCGGUGGCAUUAACAACAUCCUCGUCCCACACCAGCGCUCUGCUGUUUUUCAACAGCCAGUGAUUUUCCUGGGAGCAGAUGUUACACACCCCCCAGCUGGGGACGGGAAGAAACCGUCUAUCACAGCGGUGGUCGGCAGCAUGGACGCACACCCCAGCCGCUACUGUGCUACCGUGCGCGUGCAGCGCCCCCGGCAGGAGAUCAUUGAAGACUUGUCCUAUAUGGUGCGUGAGCUGCUCAUCCAGUUCUACAAGUCCACUCGCUUCAAGCCCACCCGAAUCAUCUUCUACCGAGAUGGGGUCCCUGAGGGCCAGCUCCCCCAGAUCCUUCACUAUGAGCUGCUUGCCAUUCGAGAUGCCUGCAUCAAACUGGAAAAAGAUUACCAGCCUGGGAUCACUUACAUUGUGGUGCAGAAACGCCAUCACACCCGCCUUUUCUGUGCUGACAAGAAUGAGCGAAUUGGGAAGAGUGGAAACAUCCCUGCUGGGACCACUGUGGACACCAACAUCACCCACCCGUUCGAGUUUGACUUCUAUCUGUGCAGCCAUGCAGGCAUCCAGGGUACCAGCCGACCGUCCCAUUAUUAUGUCCUGUGGGAUGACAACCGGUUCACAGCAGAUGAACUCCAGAUCUUGACAUACCAGCUGUGCCACACUUACGUACGAUGCACACGCUCUGUCUCCAUCCCAGCACCUGCCUACUACGCCCGCUUGGUGGCUUUCCGGGCACGAUACCACCUGGUAGACAAGGAGCAUGACAGUGGAGAAGGGAGCCACAUAUCGGGGCAGAGCAAUGGGCGAGACCCCCAGGCCCUGGCCAAAGCUGUGCAGGUUCACCAGGAUACUCUACGCACCAUGUACUUCGCUUGAAGGCAGAACGCUGUUACCUCACUGGAUAGAAGAAAGCUUUCCAAGCCCUGGGAGCUGUACCACCCAAAUCCAGAGGAAGCAAGGAAGAGGGAGGUGGGGUCGGGAGGCAUAUAGAAGACCUUGUUUCUAUCUACAGAGGGGAUCUAAGGGUGGGAAGAGGACCAGCAAGACAGACUACCAGCCAGAAAUCUGAUAGCAACCUCAUGUCCUCCCCCGCCUUCCCAUCGUGUUACAUCUGACCCCACUGGACCAAAAGGGGCAGCAUUAGUGCCCACCAUACACACAGUUGUCUCGUGUGACUCACAGUGCUAAAGACUCAUGCUUGACAGCUUGCUAGGGUCGGCUCUGCAGUCCUGUGGUCAAAUGCUGGUAUGUUUGGGUUUGAUAAUUCUAGAUGAGAAAGUGAGGGGCUUGAGAAAGCGGGUGGGAGGAGGGAAGGAAUUUUUAGGAGCCUUAAUCAGAAAAGGUCUAGAUUUGUUUAAGAAGAAAAAUGAAAACAGACUCAGAUCAAUAUUUUAGGAUACUAGAUGUUUUCAUGGGUUCAGAAUCCAGUUUGUAGGGAGAUUUUUAAUGCUAAUGGUUUGGGUUGCUCCUCCCCAGCUGCCACCCCCCCACCCCCCAAUUAUUCCUCUCCAUAUUUUCUACCCCAUAUGCCUCUUCCCUGACAGACAUCCAGCCCCUAGUAACACUUAAGGCACUAUGGCACUUAGCUCUGAAGUGACACGACCCUGUCUUCCUUCCGCCGGCUGGUGGGUAACAGUGCCUUCCCUGUAACGGUAAUGCUGCAGAAUUGCAACCUUUUGUACCUUUCUUUGUGGGACGGGGUGGGGGGGAGAGGAGGUCGGGAGGGAGGGAAGAAAUAUCCCAACGCCAGCAAGCCUCCAGCUAGAAUGCCAGCUAUCUUUCAUUUGAAGGAAUUGACUUCCAUAUUCAUUGAGCUUUUAAAAAAAGGUCACACCCUCAAGAUGGUUAAAAUCCAUUGACAUUUGCACUUUCAGACAUGACAAGUCUCCGAGCUGCUGAGAUGACUGGCCCUUGGCCUUCCCCUUUAGCUCCCCCUUUUCCUUGGCCCCACCCCCCACCCUGCCAGGUCUAGAGUUACUGUGGUAGCGUUCCUCAUGCUUGGCUUCUUUCCCCCUGAUGAUCAAGUCUCUUUUGUUUCAAUAUUUCUUAACUGGGGUGUCUCAUAACAAAAGAUCUUUAGGACUAAAAUAAGAAAACAGAAAACUAAAUGUUAUUUUUAUACCAUAACUUGAGUCUAUUGCCAAAAUCUGGAAAUCCCUCUCAUACUGGAUGAGUUUGCAUCCCAGAAGCAUGGAGCCAUCAGAAGGAACUGUGGCCCUGACUUGUAUUCUGGCCUGGCUAAGUAGGGGGUGGUUGGCUCCCUAGGGCGAGGCUCAGCCUCUGCCCUCUCUCUCUCUGCAGACAGUACCUCCACUGCCCCACCCUUUACUCUUUCCUGUAAGUGAAUCUUCCCUGUCUCUGGACUGGACUGUCCUUUGAUCCUUUGACUAACAGAGGUUCUAGCAUGUCCUCUGGACAGGCUGGAGAAUUUUGCUGCUCCCUAUUGCUUCUGUUUACACAAAUGAAUUUUUCUUAUUUCCCACUAGGGCAUGUGAGUGGGUGGCAUAGGCUUUUCUUUUUCUCCCCAUCUCUCGAGAUCCUGGGGUUCAGCUGUCUUGCAGGACUGGAAAAGAAGUGGGUUCUAGCUUUGUCCUUGCUGACUUGAAGCAAGGCGCCCUCUUUCUUUGACUGUCCUUCUUUCCUUCCUGCACGACUGCUUGGGAUGGGGAAUUUGAACUUUGGUGUACACAGUCCCCUUCUAAGGAGCCUGAGCUUAGGUUUGCCGUACUCUGGGGAUGAAGCCAUGAUAUUUUAGAUCUAGCCCAGGCUUAGAGGCCAGCUGGAGAAAGGAAGGUCUGAAUCCUGGCCUGUGGAGUCAAAACCUCUCUCCAGUAGUCCUUGUACAGACCCAGAUUUGCUAUGCAAACAGUCCAGGUUCAGUUGUGGCUGGCUCCAUGGCUUAGUAACUACCCAAAAGGUAGCACAAACAUUCCUUGUGGAAAAAGCCCAGGACUGUUUAGUAGUUCCUCCUGUACUUUGUUUUCUGCUGGCACAGUAUGGAGUGCCCCAUGGGCACAAUCCCAGCCGAAGAACAGAACAGAGGGCUCUGGGAAGAGGCAGCUCACUGGAGAGCCUACAUUUCUUACACAAGUGCCUAAAGAGAGUGACGCCAACACUCCAUCUACCCUGUCCAUCGCCUUCACAUACAGUCUACUUCUUGUUCCGUCACCCUUAGGGGAGGGAGCUCUCCACAGACGUGUGCUGUCAACUGGGGUACAUUUGGGGGCUUGGAUAAGGGCACUAUUCCUGGAGGGUCCAAUCAUUCACCAGCAUUUGCAGAUGCCCAUAGGGAGCAGGUGACUGUCACAACUCCAGCAGCAAGUUUUUGUUCUCUCCUUUUUUCUUUGCCUCACUCUCUCCAGUUGGGUUUCAAGCUAGGGAUUGGAAAGCAGUUUUAGUCCUUUGGUAUUUAUGUGCCAUUCAAGAAAUAAAAGCAAGAGAAUACUGGGCAUGAUGGCCCAUGUCUGUAAUCCUAUAAUCUCAGCAAUAAGGCUGAAGCAGAAGAUUCGCAAGUUCAGGGUCAGCCUGGGCUGCUCAGUGAAUUCCAGGCCAGGGUGCACUACAUAGCAAAACCAUGUCUCAGAAAAAAAUAAAAAGGAAAAUCGAGAAAAGUAACGUGGGUAAUACAACUUCUUGCUGUGAUUAAAAAACAAAACAAAACAAAUCCUUCAGAUUCAACUGCUCCGGACCAUGUGGGUUCUCCUCAUUCAGAGGCGGUGUGCACGCAUUAAAAGUAGUGUUGCCGCACGGCUCAGCUCGUUUGGGUUUGGUUUGAGUGGUGCGUGGUGCCAAGCUCCACGGAGGCACUGGGAGGAGUCAGUCCACCUUCACUUCGAUCUCUCUCCUUUCCCUCACCCCUCUGUUGGCUUCCCUUUUCCUCUUCUGGCUUUCCCUGGCUUCCUUUUCCCUCUUCACUCAGCUUGCUUGCUGGCUGGCCUGCCUGCCUGUCUGCCUGUGUGAUAAUGAAUUCUCUGCAUGGCCGCAAUGAUCCCACUGUUAGUUGGCAAGGUCAGGCUUUGCUCAUUGACUACAGAAGACCAAAAACGUGUUUCUCAUGCCCAGGGUGUUAACCCUGGGUUGCACUGUCCUCAAGCUUACAGUAGGUCAGACCAGCAGGCCUGUCUAACCGACAAAAUCAGUAGGGUUUCUGGCAGUUUCAACACCUCUCCAUUCUGUGGAACCGAUUGCUCUCGUUUCUAGUGCUGCUGCUUUUUCUCACUACCUGGGGCCUCUCUCUGCUGAGAAUGUCCUAGAGUUGAACUACUUGGGUAUUAAAGAGUAGCCGGCUAGAGGAUGGAUUUAGAAGAGAGUGAAAAGAGAAUGGAGAGAGUCUGGAUAAGAGGUGGUAAAGGAGAGCGCUGCUUUGUAUUCAGUCCAGUGUGAACAUCGGUUGAGGUGCUAGUGCCGGCCACCUGGGAUAGGCCUGGAGCUACUGUGAUUGGGAACGUAUGCUUGGAAUAUGACUACAGUUGAACAUAACUAACCUAAAAGUAUGGAACUACUCUAAAAAAUCUAGUUCUCAACUGUAGCAUAGUUUCUCUAUGGCCUCCUCUUUGGCUGAGCAGCAAUGUUUUUGGACAGUUUUCUUUUUUAACCAGAAUUGUGGGAAUGAUGCCAGGGACACGGUUUUCUUUGCUGGCCCAUGGAAUGUCUACAAGGCUGCUCAGUGUUGUAGACCUGGCAUCAGGCAUCACAAAGGAGGAUGAAGUUUCUUCCCUUUCAGGGUAGAAGAGUCACCUCUCACCUAGCCAAAAGGCAGUUUUGGGAAUUUAUGUCAGGAAAGGUUUUGUUUUGUUUUCUAAUUUCCUAGGCUUUGGAUAACCCAGGAUGGUAGUUAAGAUGCCUUCCUUGGGCAGGGGUCAUGGCAGGGAUAUGCAAGGCAGUCUUUGCUACUUGGCCUUCUAAGCAGACUGGGAAAGAGGGAUUCUCUGGUUUUCUCUUUCUCCCCACUUACUAGGACUUGCCUUCUCCCUGAGCCAGGAGAGAGGCUGGGUUGGUGCUCUCCCCUUACUCUGCUCCUACUGACUUAGAACCUCUGGCUGCUGUACGAUAGCCCAGGAAAGGGAAUGGAAAGAAUGGGCUCAAAACAAAACAGAAUAAUGUAAGGAAGGCAGAUUUCCUUCCUUAAAAAGGGAAAUCAGAAAGUCUCCAAGAAUUGUGUAAGUAAAGACAAUGUGUCUCAAUGCACUGAGUCCUCUGGUGUCAUAGCAAUAAGGAAGAAUGAAAUGACUUCCUGUGCACACAGUCCAGCCUGAUUGGUGUAUGAUGUUGUACUUAGCAGCCAUGUGGUGGGCAUGUGUGACUACUCUGGGUUUCACUUUAUUUUCUAAACUUUUUAUUCCUCUCGAGUCCAGCAUGGAUGGGGAAGUCCCUCGAGCCCCACGGCUGUACUUGUUUGCGAUGUUUCCCAUUGAGACUUGUGUUCGUGUCCUGCUUUGAGCUGUCCCUUGUCCCGUCCAUUGUGAAAUUACCCCAGCAGCUGUAAUGUACAGUUCCUUCUCAAGCAACAGCAGCAGCAGCAGCACAAUUCUGUGUUUUAUAAAGACAACAGUGGCUUUUA